Molecule: messenger RNA, 2714 nt
Organism: Centruroides sculpturatus (bark scorpion)
Lineage: Eukaryota; Metazoa; Arthropoda; Arachnida; Scorpiones; Buthidae
Product: cytochrome P450 3A8-like
Exons: 22
Coding region: 201-2714 (837 amino acids)
Molecular function (GO): iron ion binding; monooxygenase activity; oxidoreductase activity, acting on paired donors, with incorporation or reduction of molecular oxygen
Source: RefSeq, a predicted model, not a curated record
UAUAUCUGUUUACUGGAAUUAUUACAAUCGCAGGCAAAUGUUUAUCAGAAGCCUUUAUUAUUGCGUUUCAGAUUAUUUUUCGUUUAUGUUAUGAAUCGAACAUCUCUCAAUUUACACAGACUAAAGGUUUAUUAAUUCGAUCUCGAUCGAAUAAAAAGUGAAAAUUGAUAUCGAUUAUAUAAAUUAUUGAAGAAUUUAAUAUGUCCAUAAUAUUAUUAUUGGCUGUUAUCAUCUGUAUUAUCUCACUGUGGAUAAGUUGGAGGAAAAGACAAAUGAGUAUAUUCCAGAGAUAUGGAAUUCCAGGACCUAAACCCAAUUUCAUAACGGGAAAUUUAAUGGAAUAUAACGAAAAGAGAAACAAGUGCUUCGAUGAAUGGAUAGAAAAAUAUGGAAAUGUUGUUGGUUUCUUCUUGGGAGGCAAACCUUGGGUUGUCUGUCGUGAUUUGGAAUUAAUAAAACUUAUACAAAUAAAAGACUUCAAAUAUUUUAGGAAUAGAGAUUUGGUACUUCCAGAUGGAGGAAUUCCACAUAAUCUUAUGUUCAAAUCACUUACGUUUCAACAUGACGAAGAUUGGAAAAUUAGCAGAAGUAUAUUGAGCACAAGUUUCAGUGCCGCUAAACUGAAGAUGAUGAGCACUGUUAUGUUUGAGCCUAUAAAUGUAUUUUUGGGGAAAAUCGGCAAACAGAAACAAUCACCAUUUGAUAUUGCUGAAUUUUAUAAAAAGUUAACCUUCGAUAUAAUUUGUAAAACAGCCUUUGGAAUUCAGACAAAUGUGCAGAACGAAGAGACAAGUACAUUUGUUCAAUCCAUCUAUGGUAUACUGGAAGUUGAUUCGACCGAUUUAUUGACUUCAUUAUCAAUGUGUUUUCCUGAAAUGGAGCCGGUUCCUACAUACAUGAGAAUGAUUUUAGAUAGAAUCAAAUAUGUAAUUAAUUAUCCAUCUAGUAGGUUGGCAGUUGAUAUGUGCCGACAAAUAGUCUUUUCAAGAAAAACAUCUGGUUAUCAUCCACCAGAUCUCUUGCAAAUCAUGAUUGAUGCCGAAGGUGAAACGGGUGGUGUUGUAAAGAAGCUUUCAACAGACAGUAUUGUCGCGAAUGCUGUUUUAUUUAUGGUAGCUGGGUAUGACACUACGAGUACUAUGUUAGCUUGGUGCACCCAUUAUUUGGUUAAAUAUCCUGAAAAACAAGAAAAAAUUCGUCAGGAGAUCAACGAAAACAUAGAAAAUAAUAAACAAAUUGAAUAUGCAGAUUUAUCAAAAUUGAAGUAUUUGGAUCAAGUAAUAUCAGAAACGUUACGUCUUCGUUCUAUUUCGGCAAUUACAUUCAAUAGAAUAUGUUCGGAAGAUUUCCAUUAUAAGAAUAUAACUAUUCCAAAAGGAGUUGUUGUUACGAUCCCAGCACCGAGCAUGCAUAAAGACGUCAAUUAUUGGAAAGAUCCAGAAAAUUUCAACCCUGACAGAUUUUCAUCUAAAACGGCAGGACAAAUAGAUCAAACGAUAUAUCACACCAGAUCUCUUAUGAUACUUCCAGAUGCAGGAAUUCCUCAUCAUCUUAUCUGUAAAGCGGUUUCACUUCAAUUAGAUGACAAAUGGAAAAGUUCCAGAAGUAUAUUGAGCAAAGGUUUCAGUUCCGCUAAACUUAGAAUGAUAAGCACUCUUAUGUCUAAACCAAUAAACAUAUUUCUGGAGAACGUCGGAAAACAGCUGAAAACAUUUGAUGUCGAUCAAUUUUACAAAAAAUUAACUUUUGAUAUAACUUGUAGAACAGCUUUUGGAAUUCAGACCAAUGUACAAAAUGAGGAGACGAAUAAAUUUGUUCAAUCUGUACACAAAUUACUUGAAGCCGAUAUUGUCGAUUUGUCAUCUAUAUUAUCAAUUUACUUUCCUGAAUUCGAACCGAUUCCCAUGUACUUUAGAAGAAUUGUGGAUGCUGUCAAAUAUAUGAUUAAUUAUCCUUCUGCUAAAAUGAUUUUUGAUACAUGCCGACAAAUGGUCUUUUCUCGAAAGAUAUCCGACUAUCAUCCACCAGAUUUUUUGCAAAUCAUGAUUGAUGCUGAAGACGAAGAAAAUAAUUUCAUGAAGAAGCUCUCAAUUAACAAUAUUAUUGCAAAUGCUGUUUUAUUUAUGGCAGCUGGAUAUGAUACUACAAGUACUACGUUAUCAUGGUGCACCUAUUAUCUAUGCAAAUAUCCUGAAAUACAAGAAGCGGUUCGUCUGGAGAUUAGUAAAAAUGUUGAAAAUAAUCAUGAGAUUGAAUAUACAGAUCUAUCGGAAUUAAAGUACUUAGAUCAAGUGAUAUCAGAAACAUUACGUUUUUAUCCUCAUUCAGACACGUCACUAACUAGAAUAUGUUCUGAAGACUUUCAAUACAAGAAUACGACUAUUCCAAAAGGAGUUACAAUUGUGAUUCCAGUACGUAACUUGCAUAAAGACAGCAAUUAUUGGAAUGAACCUGAAAAGUUUGACCCUGAUAGAUUUUCAUCUAAGAAUGCAGGACUCAUAGAUCCAUCAAUAUAUCAACCUUUUGGGAUAGGUCCAAGAAAUUGCAUUGGAAUGAGAACAGCUGAAAUAGUUAUGAAAUUAAUUUUGGCAAAUCUUAUAAGACGCUACAAGUUAGAACUUCACGAAAAUUCGGAGAUUCAAGAAGAUUUUUCGAUCUUUAUAUUACGACCAAAAAAUGGCAUUAUGGUAAAGGCAACUGCAAUAGCUUUGUGA